Molecule: messenger RNA, 549 nt
Organism: Lolium rigidum
Lineage: Eukaryota; Viridiplantae; Streptophyta; Magnoliopsida; Poales; Poaceae
Product: UDP-glycosyltransferase 73E1-like
Exons: 2
Coding region: 1-549 (182 amino acids)
Molecular function (GO): UDP-glycosyltransferase activity
Source: RefSeq, a predicted model, not a curated record
AUGGCCUCCAGGAAUGGAACCGUGACAUUCCAUUCCAGCAAAUUCUGCAACCGAACACACCCUAUCUUCACAGGGUGGGUGGAGCGUGUCGGGGACAGAGGGAAGCUGCUCACGGCAUGGGCUCCGCAGACGGCCAUCCUGGCACACCCGGCCGUGGGGGCUUUCGUGACGCACUGCGGGUGGAACUCUGUCAUUGAGACCGUGGCGGCAGGCGUGCCGGUGCUCACAUGGCCGAUGGUGUUCGAGCAGUUCCUCAACGAGAGGCUGCUCACGGAGGUGCUUGGGAUCGGGGAGCGGCUCUGGCCCGACGGCGCCGACGUACGGAGCACGAGGGACGAAGAGCACGAGGUGAUCCCUGCCGAGGCGGUGGCUCGGGCACUGACGGCAUUCAUGCAACCCGGAGGACCAGUGGACGUCGCGAGGACCAGGGCAAUGGCCCUCGCCGUGAAAGCUCAGGCAGCCGUCGCGGAAGGAGGCUCCUCCUACAGCGAUCUGCAUCGUCUGCUCCACGAUCUGAUGGAAGCAAGAUCAGGAGGAGGACACCGUUAG